Molecule: messenger RNA, 2034 nt
Organism: Rotaria sp. Silwood2
Lineage: Eukaryota; Metazoa; Rotifera; Eurotatoria; Philodinida; Philodinidae
Source: the annotation of a GenBank genome assembly
AUGGCAAAUGCAGACAUUAACAAUUUAAAUAACGAUUUCAUUGUCGUUUGGUUAGACAGUACUAUUGAAAAGACCAAAGAUGGUCAAAAUACAAAAGCACUUAUACGACAACUGGUUAGAGGUAAUUUAUUAACAUUUGAUGAUCCAGAUAAAUGUAUUGAUAAUAUAACUGACGAACCGUUAAAACGAAUAUUUCUUAUUGUUUCUAAUACAUUUGGUAAGCAUGUUAUACCACUUGUACACGAAUUACCAAACAUACAAGCGAUAUACAUAUUUUGUGGUAAUCUACAAGUAGCUGAAGCAUGGGCUAAACCAUAUUCAAAAAUCUCUGGUAUAUUCAAAAAAAAAGAACCACUAUCACGGAAAAUUUGUGAUGAUGUUAAUUUAUGUGAUAAAGAUGGUGAUUUACCAAUGAGUAUAUUUCACCUCGCGGAAAAACAAAAUACAUUACAACAAUUAACUAAAGAAAGUGCAGCAUUUAUGUGGUAUCACGUAAUAUUGAAAGUUCUUCGAUUAAUGGCAAAACAUGGUAAUGCAAAAACUGAAAUGAUUGCUGAAUGCCGAGCAAGUUACUAUAAUGACCCAGUUGAACAAAAUAAAAUAAAUGAUUUUGAACAAAGUUAUGAUCCAAUGAGAGCAUGUUGGUGGUACACAAGAGAUAGUUUUGUAUAUCGAUUAUUAAAUAAAGCUUUACGUACACAAAAUACUGAAAUUAUAUUUAAAUUUCGAUUUUUCAUCAAUGAUCUUUAUAACCAACUCGAACAACUUUAUAAUCAAUAUUUAAAUACUCAUUCUUCUAUUAUUGCUCAUCAUCACAUAACAGUUUAUCGUGGUCAACGAUUAGGUAUAAGAGAAGUAGAUCUAUUUAAAACUAAUGUAAAUGAACUUAUUUCAAUGAAUAGUUUUUUAAGUGCUACAGCGAAUCAAGCUGUAGCUAAAGUUUUUGCAGAUACAAGUGACCAAUUGAACGAACCAUCACCAUUACAAUCUGUUCUUUUCAUCAUUGAUAUUAGUAAUAUGAGUAAAGAAAUGACACCAUUCGCAUAUAUACAAAACUAUGCUGCGUGUCCAGAUGAAGAAGAAGUGCUUUUUUCAAUAGGUGCUAUUUUUAAAGUUCAAUCAGUUGAAGAACAUAGUAACAUGUGGCAUGUUCGUUUACAGCUAAGUAAAGAACAAAAAGAAAUUAGUCAAAGUCUAUCGGAUCAUAUGAUGAAGCAAAUUGGCUCACAACCAAAUCCAUUGUCAUUCGGUUGGUUUCUUUUUCGAAUGAAUAAAUUUGACGAAGCUGAACGUUAUGCAAAAUAUAUGUUUACACAACUUCCACCGAAUGAUAAAGGAACUGGAGAUGCUAAUAACUUACUUGGUCUUAUCUAUAAAGCUACUCAUAAGCUGGAACAAUCUGUUGAAUGUUAUGAAAAAUCGCUUGAAAUUUAUUCUCAAUUGAAUUGUCACGAUAGUCCUCAAGUUAUUGCUACUCAUUGUAGUCUUGGUUUGGCUUAUUUGGAAUUAGGAGAUAGUCGAAGUGCAGAAGAACAACAAGAAAAAGCCGAAGAGAAGUUGUCCAAGCUCACACAAGCAAAGGAUGUAUUACUCAUAGCUACCGUGCAUGGUCUCAAAGCUAAAAUUGAAACAGAAUAUGGUGAUAAUACAAGUGCUUUGAAAAGUCUUCAACUGGUCUUAGAGAAGAAGAAGCAUCGAUUACCACCAAAUCACUCUUCGAUAGCAUCAACGUUGAAUGAUAUAGGUAUUGUUGAAGAAAAAAUGAACAAUGAUGUUAAAGCACUUGAAUAUUUUCAACAAGCAUUGACAAUCGGUAACGCAAGCUUACCACCAGGUCACUUGGAUUUAGUUGAUUAUCAUACAAAUAUUGGUCGUAUUUAUGACAAGCAGAAACAAUUUAAACUUGCUUUGCAAGAAUUUGAUUUAGCGCUUACAAUUAUGCAAGAAUUUCCAAGAGAAGAAACUGAUAGAAUUGAAAAAUUAGAGAAAUAUAUCGCUGACAUGAAAAAAAAAGCUUGUUCAGCUACAAAUUGA